This is a messenger RNA of Penaeus monodon (black tiger shrimp), 709 nucleotides long. RefSeq names its product NADH dehydrogenase (ubiquinone) complex I, assembly factor 6-like (gene sicily). The record is from RefSeq and is a predicted model, not a curated record. Gene Ontology annotation, cellular component: mitochondrion. Gene Ontology annotation, biological process: biosynthetic process; mitochondrial respiratory chain complex I assembly. Lineage: Eukaryota; Metazoa; Arthropoda; Malacostraca; Decapoda; Penaeidae.
GCUCGGCCGCGCCCCGCCCGGCCGCCCGCCCGUGGCGCAGGAGGCAGAGGCUGCUCUCGGCAAGGAAGUAUGCCAGCUCCACCUCCAGGAGGCCUGUCAGUGUCUCGGACUACUGCUUGGACACGAUUAAAACCUAUGAAUAUGAGAACUUCCUAUCAUUGCUGCUGCUUCCAGAGCAGUCCAGGCCGGCAGCCAUUGCUAUACGUGCAUUUAAUAUUGAACUAGCACAGGUGCCUGAUGUCACAUCCGAAACUCUGAUGGCUAGGAUGCGGUACCAGUUUUGGAGAGACACUCUUGACCAGAUCUACAAAGGUGGCUCUCCAAACCAGCCUGUGGCCUUGCUGCUGAAAAGGAUGCAGCACAGUGUCUCUCAGGAGGACGUUGUGAGAGGAAUACAAGAUCAGAAGAUGAAGGAUGUGGUUUAUGAUAUAGCAAGUAUUGCUCAUCAACACAUUGAGCAUGCAAGGAGCUUCAUGAAGGAUGUACCAGAAGAAGCUCGCGUUGCUCUUAUUCCAAGUACGGCAGUUUUUGCUUACCUCAAAGCACUGCAGAAAGCAGACUUCAAUAUCUUUGAUGGGAGUCUCCAGAAGAGAAAUAGUUGGCUACCAUUUACAUUGUGGUGGGCAAAAUUUAGGAAAACCUACUGAUCUUUUCAUUCUUUUAGUCCUGUUAAUUUUGUAAAAUAAAAUAAAUCUGACAGUGCAGCUAU